Molecule: messenger RNA, 530 nt
Organism: Drosophila biarmipes
Lineage: Eukaryota; Metazoa; Arthropoda; Insecta; Diptera; Drosophilidae
Exons: 1
Coding region: 48-314 (88 amino acids)
Source: RefSeq, a predicted model, not a curated record
CCCACCCAAUCUCAAUCGUGGCACUCAUUCGCCAGUAAGCCAGCGGAAUGGAAGCAUCUGUCGCCUACGCUUUAUUCUUGCACCGCCAGGAGCUGCAGCGCCGGCGGAUGCUCUACGUCCAGGUGUCCAGGACCAAGAUCCAGUUGACCAAGGAGCUGAUAGCCGAGCAAAAGCAACGACUGGCCACCUGCUCACCCGAGGAUCUGCAGAUCCUGAGCAGGGAAACGCAGUUCAAGCGGCAGCUUCAGCAGAAACUCAAGCACCGGAACAAACAAUUGAAAGCGAUUGCCAAGCAGCAGGAGCGGCGGGGCUAAGCAAGGAAGGAUAUUUUGACUUCCCUCAGGGAUACCAAUUUAAUUAGUUUUAGCUCAACGCAAAUGAUGUGUGCGUUUACAUAGUUUAGUUUUAGCUCAAAGAAAUAAAAUUUCCCAUGCAAAUCAAGCCAAGUUGUCUUCGGAGAUACUCUCUUAAGAGCGUUGGCUUGGAGUCUUAAUAUAAUAAAAAAUACUUGAAAAAAAUAUAAUUCAAAU